This is a messenger RNA of Strongylus vulgaris, 950 nucleotides long. The record is from the annotation of a GenBank genome assembly. NCBI's taxonomy places the organism in Eukaryota, Metazoa, Nematoda, Chromadorea, Rhabditida, Strongylidae.
AUGCGAAAACGACAUUCAAAAGUCUCUAUCAAGGUUGUAAAUGCUGCACAUCUACUGUGUGCUCGAGGAGACAGUAAAAUUGCUCAAGAAAACAUGGAUUUGUUUCGGGAUAUAUGGCAAGAUAAGGUCCGGCUGUUAACUAUGGCGAUCGACUCGAUAAUGACACUUGAUGAUUUCUUAGCUGUCAGUGAAGCACAUAUUGUGGAGGACGCUAUGACUGGACUACAGGUUGUAAAUGCUGCACAUUUACUGUGUGCUCGAGGAGACAGUAAAAUUGCUCAAGAAAACAUGGAUUUGUUUCGGGAUAUAUGGCAAGAUAAGGUCCGGCUAUUAACUAUGGCGAUCGACUCCAUAAUGACACUUGAUGAUUUCUUAGCUGUCAGUGAAGCACAUAUCGUGGAGGACGCUAUGACUGGACUACAGGCCGUUCAUGAAGGCGAUGGUGACAUGUUAGAUAGAGCAUCCGGUGCCAUUCGAGGCAGAUCGCUAAGGGUAUGCUCAGCCGUUGACGCUGAAAUGGACGCCUUGCAACCUAGCGCAUACACAGAACGUGUGAAGUUAGCCACCAGGAGAUUGAGGGAUGAAAUGUUGAGUCAAUACGCUGUUCGCGCAGAAGCAGUUGUCACUCGAUUAGAGGCCACAGGAUCGAAUUCUACACAAGAAGAAAGAGAUCGCGACUCGGACGAGUUCAUCAAUGCAUGUACUUUGGUGCACGAUGCAGUGAAGGAAAUUCGAAAUGCUCUGCUGGUCAAUCGGCAUCCAGAAGAUGUUGACUCAGACAACGAGUAUGAAGAUGAUGGACAGACGAAUGCGCCUGAUAAUACUAGCAGGAUAUCGGAAGGGGAAAAUCAGCAGCGAAUUAUGCGUCGUUUGCCUGAGGAAGAUAAGAAGAGAAUACAGGAGCAGAUUGAUGUGUUUAAGGUAAAGUGGUGCCAGUAUAAUGCUUGAAA